AUGGGCACUCUGUACAAGGGCCACUACGGCCAUGAGACAGGAGUGACAGCUGACGCACGAUGCUCAGCUAGCAGUGCAAGCUCUCGCCGGGCUAUCAUUGACUCUCUACGCAAGCCGUCCCCCUUUGCGCGAGUUGGCCAGCUUGGCUCUGCCGAGUCGCCUGCCAUCACAAUAACAGAACCUGCGGCGAUAGCAAGUACCAGCAGAAAGCAUGGAAUGCCGAUCUCGAACGCAAAACAUAUGCCCGCACGCAGGAUAUCAAAGUCAAAGAAGCCACUGACGACGAUCAGCGUCGGACGGACGAACAACAAAGCUAUACGUAGCUUCAGUGGUAGCAGUCCCGAGCGGGCCAUCAUCGUUGACGACGCUGUGAGGGACACACAAAGGAAAAGCUCGCCCAAAUCCAUACAUCCGCCGCGAGCGCCUCGCAAGCCCUCAGGAGAUGAUGACGUGAUCUGGCUACCUCGGGCACCAGCAAAAAUCAGAAAGUCGCUCGAGCCACGAGCAGAUGGGGACAGCAAGCCACGAGAGCCUGAGAGACCUCCGCCCCAGCUUUCACGAGGCAAGUCGCCUGAACGGCCAAUUCCAUUCGCAGAACCGCGGCCUGGGCCAGCCAUCGUCGAAGUCCUCACAGACUCUGCGAUCUCACGGAAAGCGUUUUCUGCGACAUAUGAAACACCUGUGCCCCGGAAACGCCAGCCAGAGCCUUGCACAUGCAGACCAAGGUCAGACUUACGCAGACUAUUGACACUUUGCGAGCAAGAGCAGCCAUACACAUUCGAUUCCUUUGUCGGUCAAUUUCCACUCGUGACACUCUGCGCAGAUCAAGUGCUCAGCUGGCGUAAGAUUGGCGAAGCAUCCUACUCUGAAGUCUUCACGGCAUCAGCAAACGCAUGGUACUCUCAUGCGACGAGCACUGUUGUCAAGAUCAUACCAAUCGUCUCACCCUCGCCGAAUGCGAACAUGGAACUCGCAGCGACAUCGCAGCCUGCCGAUAUCGAGCGUGAAAUCGAGAUCAGUUACUUGCUCGAGCAAUCGCACGUACCGGGCUACGCUAAGCUCAGAGGAGCGUAUGUUGUGCAAGGAAAAUACCCCGAAGAGCUCAUGCAGCAAUGGCAAGCCUAUAUGGAGACUGGCAAAUCGCUCAACCCGAGCCCGGAACUCUUUGACGAUGAGCAAGCAUACGCAAUCCUGUGCCUCACUCAUCACGGCAAGGACCUCGAGCUAGCAAAGCUCAAAAAUUGGACAGAGGCGGCCAGUGUGAUGUGGCAAGUUGCAAAGUCCGUCGAGGCGGCAGAAGAGGCUUGCUCCUUCGAGCAUCGAGAUCUGCAUUGGGGUAACGUCCUGAUCUCUCGCGAGCCGCCCGAGAAGACGGCAGAUCAAGACUUUGUGGCUUCCUUCGGACGAAUGCGAGUCGCCUCGUCAUCGAAACAGUCGUGGCCCACUUGUCUCGACAACACAGAGACCGGUAUUACUGCCACAAUCAUUGACUACACGCUUUCCAGAGCAACGCGUAAAUCUGGCGAUUUCUUGUCGGGCGGUUUCGAAGAUGAGAGCGUAUUCGAAGGACAAGGCGAUCUGCAAUUCGACAUCUAUCGGCAGAUGCGAGAGAUUUGUCAAGACGACUGGUCAGUUUACGUCCCCUUUACCAACCUGCUUUGGCUUCACUACUUGGGCACCAAAAUCUUGAAUGAGAAAGCACCAAGAACACUUGCAUCCCGCACAAGUCUCGGUUUUGGCUUUAUGAGCCGGCCAGUAUUUGCUUCGCCCGGUAUAGCGACUGCGAAGCGCGCGAGCGCCGUCGACAAGACUGCCGAAUUGCGCGCGCACCAGUUCUUGCUCGAUGCCGUUUCCAACCUAUCGAACGAGAUCGAGCAAACGCUUGACCGAGUUCGUAGCCAACGCAAAGCUCGCCAAGGUCGAGCGGGUCGACGCAGUCGUGCUGCUAGUCUGGUGAACUCUGGCGUGAUUUCGAGCUCCUGGCAAUCGGCAGGCGACUUCGCCAAUUGGAUCCGGCACUAUGAGGACCUCGACCUCAUGCUCCCAGAAGACGAGGACUAG
This is a messenger RNA of Mixia osmundae IAM 14324, 2061 nucleotides long. RefSeq lists its product as uncharacterized. Gene Ontology annotation, cellular component: nucleus; cytoplasm. NCBI's taxonomy places the organism in Eukaryota, Fungi, Basidiomycota, Mixiomycetes, Mixiales, Mixiaceae. The record is from RefSeq and is a predicted model, not a curated record. Gene Ontology annotation, molecular function: ATP binding; histone H3T3 kinase activity. The coding region runs from base 1 to 2061 and encodes 686 amino acids. Gene Ontology annotation, biological process: protein phosphorylation; mitotic cell cycle; intracellular signal transduction. The transcript has 4 exons.